Molecule: messenger RNA, 1030 nt
Organism: Chaetomium strumarium
Lineage: Eukaryota; Fungi; Ascomycota; Sordariomycetes; Sordariales; Chaetomiaceae
Exons: 2
Coding region: 221-901 (226 amino acids)
Molecular function (GO): N-acetyltransferase activity
Source: RefSeq, a predicted model, not a curated record
CUCACAAGUUCAACACCUACCCAAUGCAGGUUGACUUAGGUGAGGGCUCGACGCAUGGCCUGAGGAAACAGUACCUAGGUAACGUUACCGCAAAAUCUGUGCGCCCUUGCUUUAGCAGCCGGGUAUGUGGACGAGAACUUGAACAGAAAAUCAAUACUACCCGUUGAAUCCCGGGUUUCACGCCUGCGGAGGACGUCGACGACGAUCAAAGACGGCAGACAUGGCCGCUCCCAUACCGCCUCUGUCUGCCCCAUCCACCGUUGAGGCACAACCAACUAAAGAGCACGCAGCAACAAUGGAAGAUGCAAAGCCAAUUGAGUCACCGGCAGCGAGCGCGGGGCCGCCAUUACCCCCAACCACCAACAUCUCCAUCGUGUCUGGAUACCGCCCGGGUCUUAUCGCCAGCACUCUGCAGAUGCACAUGGACUUCUACUACCCGACGGAAGGAUGGGGCCGGGAAUUCGAAGCGGGCUUGUCCACCGGCCUGGGGGACUUUCUGAAACGGCUGGACAGGCCGGUGAACCAGGUCUGGUCGGCCAUCGUGACCGUGCCAGCAGCGGAUGCGCAGUCAGCUCCGGUCGAGCGCAUAGUUGGAACGGUGUACAUUGACGGCGAAUGUUCUGGCAAGGAGGGAGCCGCGCGGCUGCGCUUCUUCAUUGUGGAUGAUUCGGCUAGGGGCCUGGGCGUCGGGGGGAAGCUCAUCAGAGCGGCGAUGGAGUUCGUGAAGCACUCGGGCUUCCGUGACUGCCACUUGUCAACGUUGCACAGCCUCACUGUUGCCAGGAGAAUGUACGAGAGAGAGGGGUUCAGGGAGGUUGGCCAGGUGUGGUCCGAACAAUUCGGGAAGGGCUUCAUGGAGCUGAAGUAUGUUUGGCAUCGGCCUGAUGAGAAGCUUGAGUGAGGACACCGGUCUAUCGGUUUUCCAACUUCGCGUUUUAAAACGGUCAACAACGGCUCUGAUAGCCAGGUAGAUAUCUAUCGGCAUGCUCUCCAAGCAAGCAGGUCUUAUAUAAGCCCGAGAGUGCCGGCA